AUGUUGCUGAAAGCGCCCGAUCUACUAAAGUCUCUAUUGGGGGUACUGCUCCGAUUUCGCGAACGACGUUUCGCAGGUUGUGGAGAUAUACGCGAAAUGUUCCACCAGAUUAAAAUUAUAAAAGAAGAUCAAGUGGCGCAAAAAUUUCUUUGGCGAAACGAUGGCUCGUCUCGCGACUAUGAUAUCUAUGUGAUGAGGGUUAUGACAUUCGGCGCUUCGUGGUCGCCUUCCUUGGCGAACUACAUACAAAAUCGUAACGCUCAACGAUUUGCUGAUCUUCAUCCCGACGCCGAACGGGCCAUCGUUAGUAACACAUUUGUUGACGACUGGCUUCAGAGUGCAGACUCUGAAAAUGAAUUGGCUCGUCUAGCAACUAAAGUUCGUUGGGUUCAUCAGGAGGGCGGAUUCCAAAUGAGAAAUUGGAAAUCUAAUUCCAAACACGUACUAUUUCCAUUAGAUGCUGACGACGUUCCAGCCGCCAAAUAUUUUGAAGAGCCAGAAGCCGUUAUAGAAAAGGAAGUUUUUAAUAAAAAUACGAUCGUGUCGAAGCGACAAAUUUUGCGCACAAUAAUGACGAUUUUCGAUCCUAUGGGUUUGCUCGGUUUUGUCAUUGUACAGGCAAAAAUUAUUUUACAAGAUGUCUGGCGCUCCGGGGUAGGUUGGGAUAAACCGAUUAAAGAAGAAGAAGGUUGCAACUGGUUUCGUUGGGUAAAACGCAUUCCUGCGAACAACGGCAGAAAAAUUCCCCGUUGCCUUUCACUUGCCAGCGAAAACCAAAAUAAUCAGAUGCACAUUUUUAUAGAUGCAAGCAUAAAAGCCUACGCUGCGGUCGCCUACAUCCGUGGACCUAAAUUCCUACUAGAACGAGAGUCAAGCUGGCCAAUUAUACAAUUUCCAGAUGAUGACGAAGAGACAGUUGAGGUUCUACAGCAUAUGGAUUUCGCUAACAACUCAUUGGGUACGACCGCAGAAAUAACCCCGGAUGUAAAAAGAUUUAGUACAUGGGUGAAGCUUCGCAGUGCGCAUCGAUUUGUUUUACGUUUUCUACGAUUGGUUACGAAGGGAAAGCCACGUUCUCAGUUUCUUCAAAAGCUCCUCAACCCGGACAACAUAGAGACAGCAGAGCUUGCAAUUAUGCUUAAUUGUCAAAGCGAGGUGUUCCAUGAAGAGAUCUGUCGUCUGCGUAAUGGUGAGGAAAUUAAUCGAAAAUCUUUUCUUUUCAAGUUCUCCCCAUACUUAGACCAGAUUGGCCUGCUGCGAGUAAAAGGUAGAAUUGAUGCUGUUGAGGGUGUUGCCAUUAAUGUCAAGCGUCCAAUAAUCCUGCCACGCAAGCACGACGUAACGCGACUACUCGUCGAUUUCUAUCACAGGAAAUUUCACCACCAUCACAACGAGAUCGUCGUCAACGAGAUGAGGCAAAGGUUCUGCAUCUCCGCCUUAAGAAGGCUGGUAAAAGAAUGUGCUGCAAAAUGUCAAACCUGCCGGAACCGUAGGGCUUCUCCACAACCUCCUCAAAUGAGAGAUCUGCCAAUGGAACGUGUGUCACCUUUUACCAGGCCGUUCACCUUUACAGGGGUUGACUAUUUCGGACCAAUGGACGUUGUAAUUGGCCGCAGGCGUGAAAAGCGGUGGGGUGCUUUAUUCACAUGCCUUACCACCCGCGCAGUUCACAUUGAAAUCUCACCUACUUUAUCUACCGAGUCGUUUUUGCUGAUUUUUAAACAAUUUGUGAGUCGCCGUGGAGUACCGAAGCGAAUUAUUUCGGACAACGGCACCAAUUUUCGCGGUGCUAGUGUACUUCUAAUAAAAGAAAUUGAAAGAAUAUCGUCUGAGGAUAUAGAAAGGAAAUACCCUGAAAUUGAAUGGAUUUUUAUUCCCCCCGCUUCACCACAUAUGGGAGGGUCAUGGGAGCGCAUGAUACGUUCUACGAAACCGAUUCUAAUGGACAUUCUACCAGAUUCCGGUAUGCGAGAGGAGGUGUUAAGAGCCAUUCUAGCCGACAUCGAAAACAUUUUAAAUUCAAGGCCACUGACGUACGUGCCACUUGAUUCAGCCGAAGAUGAAGCUCUUACGCCAAACCACUUUCUGACGGGACACUCUAGUGGUAUUCGAGAACUAACAGAUAAUACUAACUCUGGAUCGGCUCUACGGCAAAACUUUAAAAUUUCUAGCCAGUUGGCUGACCAAUUUUGGAGACGCUGGGUUAAGGAGUAUCUCCCCUGUCUUACCAGACAUGCAAAGUGGUAUCAGCCACCAGCAAACCCAAUCAAAUUGAACGACGUGGUGGUCAUCGUAGACGAAAACUCCAAGAGAAAUUCGUGGCCGAAAGGAGUAGUAAUAGAUAUGAAUUUUGGUAAAGAUGGCCAAGCUCGUAGCGCAGUAGUCAAGACAGUAAAUGGAUUAUGUACACGACCGAUAGUAAAGUUGGCGAAAUUGGACGUCGAGGUUGAAAAACGUGGGGCUACUUUCACAGAAGAAGAAAUAAGAGACUGGAAUAACGACGACUUCAUUGAAGAAGUUGAAGCUAUUGAAGAAAGCGAAUCCGAAGAUGAAGUUGAAGCUAUAGGUGGAAAUGAACAAAAGCGCAUAAGUUCAUCCGAAGCCGUAACAAUUUUCAACAAAGCUAUAGCAUGGGCAACUGCUGAAAAAAUUAGCCCGAGGAUAGUUAAUGUGCUACAAUCACUGCGCGAAAAGGCUGUAUUGGAUGCGGUAGAAAAUAAGAAACAUCAAACCAAGAUCACUGCUUUUUUCUAA
Anastrepha ludens (Mexican fruit fly) is the source of this 2754-nucleotide messenger RNA. RefSeq lists its product as uncharacterized. Bases 1 to 2754 code for a protein of 917 amino acids. The transcript has 4 exons. Gene Ontology annotation, biological process: DNA integration. Gene Ontology annotation, molecular function: nucleic acid binding. Lineage: Eukaryota; Metazoa; Arthropoda; Insecta; Diptera; Tephritidae. The record is from RefSeq and is a predicted model, not a curated record.